Molecule: messenger RNA, 480 nt
Organism: Ornithorhynchus anatinus (platypus)
Lineage: Eukaryota; Metazoa; Chordata; Mammalia; Monotremata; Ornithorhynchidae
Product: metallothionein-like
Exons: 3
Coding region: 151-342 (63 amino acids)
Molecular function (GO): metal ion binding
Source: RefSeq, a predicted model, not a curated record
UUGCAAGCAGCCCGUUUGGAGGAGUCGUGUGCAAGGAAGCGUGUUGGACGCCCCUCUUCUGCUAUAAAUACUCGGCCCCUGCCGGCUGGUCCUGAGAAUCCGCUGCCCUGGUCGCCCAUCGACUCCAUCCCGACCAACCGACCUGAAGUCAUGGACCCCCAGACUUGCAACUGCGCCACCGGUGGCUCGUGUUCCUGUGCUGGCUCCUGCACAUGCAAGGACUGUAAAUGCAAGUCCUGCAAAAAAAGUUGCUGCUCGUGCUGUCCAGCUGAAUGUACCAAAUGUGCCCAAGGGUGUGUCUGCAAAGGAACAGAGACUGACAAGUGCAACUGCAGCCACUAGCCUGCUGGUUUUUUUCCCCCUUGGUGUUGUAAAUACCGCUUGUACAAAAUGUCUUUCAUACAGCAGUGAUCUUAUAUAUUUUCAUGAAAUGUGGUGAUGUGCUAACAGAGAAUAAACCCAAUGAACAAAUGAAACCGA